AAUGCAUAUGUAUAUACACACUUGACAUCUGUUCUUAUCAGAAAUAACAUUCUCAUACGAGGGAAAAGUAUUUACGGAUUUGUGAAUUGGCGGAAGGAAGUUGAAUAGAGUAAUCGCAAAAUAGGAUAUUUACAUAAAGUGUAUAAGGAGGUGCAAAGAGUAAACAAGUUGAAAAAUAUAAACUUAUGAGUGCAUUUUGGUGAUAUGUGUUAAAAGAUUCAUCAGCAUUGUUUCGAGCGACGACUUGUAUUAAAUUUAAUUAAAAAUACACACUAUUCAAAUAAUUCAUCAACACAACGCACGUACAUACAUAUGUUCAUAGGGUCCUAUUUGUUACUAAAGGAAUAAAAGCAAUACAAAAUAAAGAUGAGUGAUCGAGAACUACAAAGUUGUAACUCGGGUGGACAAUUUAUGGAUCGUGGGCGUAUGAAUCAAAAUGGUGUUGUACAACCUCUUUUAACGGAUUUGUACCAAAUAACAAUGGCAUAUGCUUACUGGAAGUCUGGUAAAACUGAGGACCAAGCAGUAUUUGAUUUGUUUUUUCGCACGAAUCCGUUUCAUGGAGAGUUUACCAUUUUUGCUGGAUUGGAGGAAUGCCUAAAAUUUUUAGACAGCUUUCACUAUUCAGAUAGCGAUAUUGAAUACCUCAGGCAAACAUUACCCGAGGGAGUAGAGAAUGACUUUUUUAACUACUUAGCUAGUUUAACAGCAAAAGAUGUUACUUUAUAUGCCAUUGAUGAGGGCACAGUAGCAUUCCCCAGAGUACCUAUUAUCAAAGUGGAAGGCCCGUUGAUAAUUGUGCAGUUACUAGAGACAACUUUGUUGACGUUGGUAAAUUAUGCCAGUUUAAUGGCAACGAAUGCGGCACGUUAUCGCAUGGUGGCAGGCAAACAUGUUAAACUGUUGGAAUUCGGCUUACGACGCGCUCAAGGACCCGAUGGUGGGCUAUCAGCUUCAAAAUAUUCCUACACAGGUGGUUUCGAUGGUACCUCCAAUGUGCUGGCAGGAAAACUUUUCAACAUACCAGUCAAGGGCACUCAUGCGCACGCUUACAUAACUUCAUUUUCUGGUAUUGGCGAGUUAAAGACACGUUUGUUACGGCAUAAGACGACAGGCAUUACCGGUGACCUACUGGAUCAUGCAGUGCGACAUCGUCAGGCGUUGGCAAAUGUACUCGAUGUGUCACAAGAAGAGUCGAGCGAAGGCGAGUUGGCCGCCAUGGUGUCCUAUGCAAUAGCGUUUCCCGAUGGAUUUAUGGCGCUAGUCGAUACGUAUGAUGUUAAGAGCAAAGUUCAACCUACGAAAUCAAAUAGUGAAGACAGCGCAAAAGAUUACAAAACGCCAAACAAAUUAACUAAAUUAAAUGGCCAAAAUCUUCAGGCGGCGGCUAAUGGAUAUGGUGCUUCUAAGAACUUUCAAGUCAAAAAAGAAAGUCAAAAUACUACUACGAUUCGAAGAUCAUUUGCUGAGGCAAGUUCACCAUUGAGUUCAAGCCGUAAAGCUAACGUCACCAUUCGAAACAAAACUUCCCAACAACCACCGAUUGAGUGUCAUAUUUCUAUGUUGAACCAAUCUUUAUCUUCAUCACCUCCAAACGCGUAUCUGUCAAAAUAUGUCGAGAAGUCAUUCAGAAGCGGACUUUUGAAUUUCUCUGCUGUUGCAUUAGCACUCAACGAUUUAGGCUAUCAUGCGGUUGGUAUUCGUAUCGAUUCCGGCGAUUUGGCCUAUUUAUCCUGUUUGGCGCGUGAAACAUUCGAAAAGGUUGCUGAACGUUUCAAAGUGCCAUGGUUCAAUAAAUUGACAAUUGUAGCGUCGAAUGAUAUUAAUGAAGAUACAAUUCUUAGCUUGAAUGAGCAGGGCCAUAAAAUCGAUUGUUUCGGAAUCGGUACACAUUUAGUGACUUGUCAACGCCAGCCAGCCCUGGGUUGUGUUUACAAGCUAGUAGAAAUAAAUGGACAGCCGCGUAUGAAAUUAAGUCAAGAUGUCGAAAAGGUGACCAUGCCGGGACACAAAAAUGCUUUCAGACUGUACAGCGCCGAUGGCCAUGCUUUGAUAGAUUUGUUGCAAAAGGUUACGGAACCACCCCCAAGUAUUGGUCAAAAGGUUUUAUGCCGCCAUCCGUUUCAAGAAUCGAAGCGUGCCUACGUAAUUCCCUCACAUGUUGAAUUAUUGUACAAAGUCUUUUGGAAGGACGGUAAAAUAACGCAACAGCUGCCUACGCUGGAACAAGUUCGGGAGAAGGUACAAAUUUCUCUUAAAACAUUGCGGAAUGAUCACAAACGCACACUAAAUCCAACGCCCUACAAGGUUGCUGUUAGUGACAACUUAUACAAUUUCAUACACGAUUUGUGGUUGCAAAAUGCACCAAUCGGCGAACUCUCAUGAUCUAUAUAAGUACCUUGGCUAUGUCGUGGCGCAAAUCGCGAAUUUCGUGAAGAAUUUUACUGAAAUUUGUUAUAAAACGCAAAAAAUUUACAAAAUAUCUUUAUACAUUUAUUGAGUUUCUCUCAAUGACAUCUAUUUGAUUGGUUUAAUGUAUAAGUGUAUAUCUACUUAAGGUGACUUAGUUUUAAACGAUUGUGAAAGUCACCAUGGGCUACACUAAAAUUUACUUGAUUUGUUCUUUAUCACAGAACACGUUGCGGAUGUGUGGAUGUAUACUAUCAUGCUUAUUAGAAAUGAUAAUGUACACAAAUUAAAGCAAAAGCUGCAUAUGUAUGCAUAUAUUUAGAUUGUUAAAUAUAAUUUAUGCUGUAUUAGGACAUUAAACAUUACAUAUUGAAACAAAAUUUGUGCACAACUUUUCAGGAAUGUGGCUUGUGCCUUAAUGUACACAGACCCAAUUGUAUAUAAAAACACAUAUAUAUGUACAUAAGUAAAAUUGUUACUUAUUUAAGAAGAUAUGUAUGUUUGUAGAUAUUCGUGUGAGCUUAUAAUAUGUUCGUUUCAAUUAAAAUGUAGUUUUAAAUA
Molecule: messenger RNA, 2970 nt
Organism: Rhagoletis zephyria (snowberry fruit fly)
Lineage: Eukaryota; Metazoa; Arthropoda; Insecta; Diptera; Tephritidae
Gene: Naprt
Product: nicotinate phosphoribosyltransferase
Biological process (GO): NAD+ biosynthetic process via the salvage pathway
Cellular component (GO): cytosol
Molecular function (GO): nicotinate phosphoribosyltransferase activity
Source: RefSeq, a predicted model, not a curated record